Molecule: messenger RNA, 494 nt
Organism: Galendromus occidentalis (western predatory mite)
Lineage: Eukaryota; Metazoa; Arthropoda; Arachnida; Mesostigmata; Phytoseiidae
Product: transmembrane protein 68-like
Exons: 4
Coding region: 63-431 (122 amino acids)
Cellular component (GO): membrane
Source: RefSeq, a predicted model, not a curated record
UCGAAAAAUCUCUCAGAGACGGCGAUUGGACUUGUGUGGCCCCAGGAGGCGCUUAUGAAAGCAUGUUCAGCAAGAACUACAAGGUGGAAUGGCAAUCACGUUGCGGUUUCGCGAGAGUAGCCAAAGAGACAGGAGUCCCGAUCGUCCCGAUGUUCACAGCGAACAUUCAACAUUCGAUGCCCCUUUACGAGUUUAAUAAAUCAGAAACCGUUAAGAAAUGGUACGCUGCCACGAGAAUUCCGCUCAGCAUACCCAUGGCAUACUUCCCUGUGAAACUGCGAACGUAUUUGGGCAAGCCAAUGUACUGCGAACCUGAUGAGGAGCCGGAGAGUUUCGCACUGAGGUGUAAGAAGGCCAUCGAGGACUUACGGGACGAGCACCAACCACCACAGCAAACCGUUUGGAGUGCAGUUCGCGAAAGGUUUUCAUAGCCCCGGGCAGCUACUUGUCACGACUAAAAUAAAGACUCGCAUCUGGAGCCGGAUGCCUAGGAA